Molecule: messenger RNA, 1482 nt
Organism: Trypanosoma grayi
Lineage: Eukaryota; Euglenozoa; Kinetoplastea; Trypanosomatida; Trypanosomatidae
Exons: 1
Coding region: 1-1482 (493 amino acids)
Source: RefSeq, a predicted model, not a curated record
AUGAAGGCAAUUACUACCACUGCGGACCAGAUCACAUCGCAGCAGUCGUGCAGUGUUGCCACUCCGCACCCGUCUGACAGCAGCAGCAGCAGCAGCAAUAGAAACAGCACCCGUAGCAAUGGCCGGCACGUAGGUCACAUUCCGUUGCUGUCUGUGUUCGAGUUGCGCACCCCACGUGCUACAGGCAGUGGCCUAUUCCUGCCGCCACCGAUUGCGCUUCUUGCGCCGGGGCGACGCCAGGACCCUGCGGUGACACGUCUCCAGGCUGCAUUAGCCCAGGGUGAUAACACAGCCAAUGCUGAUGACAGUGUCAAGGUGCUGCUGCCAUCGUCGUCGCGGACGACAGUGGCAGCCUCGUCGCCGAGGAACAGCUUAUCACUUGGUUACGAUGAUGAUGCGCCCUCCUCCGACCAGUCGAUCUCAUGUGGUGGAUCUCGGGGGUGCUUCUUUAGAAACACAAAAAGUUACACGGCGUCCACGCAGUACUCACCGGGUUCAUUUGUGUCAAGGGAUGACGACAACGACAACGAUGAGGAGGACGACGCUAGGACGGCAUCAACAUCAGCCGUGUUGCCGUCGGGUUUUAACAUGGGCAAUAACUGUUACAAAAGCUGCUACUGGCUCUCUGAGCAGACAGAAGAGCGACAGGAGUGGCAGCCUAGAGAAGAAAUCAUUAAUAUGCCACAAGCCUCGGUAUUUAGUCGUCAUCCUUUGUUACAUGUACCUCAAAAUGCUGACACCGGCUUUGGUGACAGCAGCAUUUGUGGCCGCGGUGUCUCCGCAGCUACUGCGGCUGGUCACACAACAGAGGGUCAAGACGAUGCUGGGGAUGUGGUGGAGGACGAGUUGGUGGAUGUGCUUUCUCACCACGAUGACGACGAGGUUAUGGGAGUUACUGCGGAGGGAGAGUUCAUUUACCGGCGUGACGUCGCUGCAGACAUGGGGCGACAGCGUUGUGCGUGUCUCUGUCAUUUUUCUGAACACUACCGCGCUGAGAGAAACGAUGGCUACGUGGAGCAGCCCAUUUUUCCCACGGCACCACAGAUGCCCACAGAAAAUACGCUCUUCUGCACACCAGAGAGGAGCGUCUUCAGCACUGUCUUGAGCAGUGCAACGCAGCUCCAGCAGCAACAGCGCGACGGACUCGCCGUCGUUGCGGCAAAUGCGGGCACCACACAGUCCCCAUCACCACCGCCAGCCUGUACGACGAUCCCCGUGUGGCGUGGCAGAGUCAGCGGCAGCAGCAGCAGCAACAACACGAGUGGAAAUACCACUGCAUGGAACAGGAGUGAUGUUGAAUUUUGCUCUCUCCUACUGCGCUACCGUAAUCGCGAGAACACCGAGGAACUGGAGCACCGUGAAUUGGUGGAAGCCGUGGACGAAUGGCGUGACACGCAGCGCCGCUACCCCGUUGAGGCACUGGAGAGGCGCCAGCAGGAGCAGGAGAUGCAUGGCCUGCCCCCGUUUGUCCUCCGCUGGUAA